This is a messenger RNA of Phalacrocorax carbo (great cormorant), 3307 nucleotides long. Lineage: Eukaryota; Metazoa; Chordata; Aves; Suliformes; Phalacrocoracidae. The record is from RefSeq and is a predicted model, not a curated record.
CCGCCCCGGGGCUGCGCGGCCCUGAGGCACGGCGCGGGGGUCGGGCCCGGUGGCCCGGGCCAGGCCUCUGGUGGCCCCGGUGGCCGCCGCUCGGCCCCCGGCUCUGGGCGGCGGGAGCGGCCGCGAGGCCUCGCCCCGGGGGGUCCCACCCGCGCGGGGAGCACGGGCCGCGUGCCUGGCGUGGGGCUGACGGGGGCAGCGCGGCCGGCGCCGGCGCCUGGGCCCGGCCUGGAAAUAAACCGCGGCUCGGGUUUAACGUCCCGACGAGCCCUUUUGAGAGGCCUCGCCAGGAGCAGGGGAGGGCAGGGAGCGGGCUCCGGGGGGUGGGCGGCCGGGGCCGGCGGCAGCGGGGUGGGCCCUCCUGUGCCUCUAAGGCAGGCCGGUCCUGCCUGACCUUAAAUAUUAAUCUCUUAAUAAAGACACAAGCGAUAACUGUCCUUAAUCUUGAAACAUCCCUAUCAAGCGCUUCAACUGUCACAUAACCUCAGCUGGGCUCUGCAAAUCGCCAGCCUGUCUCAUCUCCAGAGCGAGGGGAAACAACUCUGCGUUUCGCUCGUGCCCGCUUGAGCGCCGGCCGCCGCAGCGCUGCCCGUCCGAAGGGAGCCGCAGAAACGCAGCGUGGGUCCCCAGCGUCUCGCCAGAAGCCGGCCCGCGCGCGGACGCGCUUCGCGGAGCGGGAUCGGUUACGUCGCCGCGCGCGAUGGCGGCGACGAACACGCGCGACGACGGCGGCGCCUUCUCAGGCUUGGCUCGCCGCGGUGUGCGCGGACCUGACCCCAGCACCCGCAGCUCCGGCGCUCGCUCGGCGGCCCCGUCCUCUCGAGUUGAUCCGGCGUAGGUUUUGUUUGCGCGCGUGAGCUGUCACCAAAGGUGUGAGGGUAGAAACGUCCCCCUUUCUUGACGCGGGCUGCAGCCUCCGGACCAAGGCCGAGAGCUCCCAGGUCCGCAGAGAGAGCGCGUAGGCAAAUGGGAUUUCCAAAAUUCGGUCUUGUUUCUUUGACAUCUUGGUUAAAACGGGUUUUAAACACGCCUGGAGGAUCUCCUGGCUCUCACGGCAGGUUGGAGACGCGCCAAGGGGUGCCCAAGCCGUUGCUCUCCAAGCGUUCCCGGGACGCAGGCUGGAGUAGGCUUCCCAACCGGAGCCCCGUACCCCAGCCGGGAGCUGAUCGCCGGGCGUGCGGAGGGAGGAAAGGCCUCUGUGGCGAGCGCCUGCUGCCACCGGGCGGCAAUCGCUCUCCACUGCGUUUCUGCAGACCUUGCUGAAUUCCUAUUUUCCUUUACACGAUGAUUUACUCAGCGUCUGUUUUGUUCGUAGUCGCAUUGGGGGUUUUAGCACGGUUUUCAGAGCGAGCAAAAAGGAAUUAAUAGCUGAAAGUGAAGGGAAACCCAGAACUCGUCUUUAGUGUUAAUUAAGACUGCAUCAUUUUCUACUGAAAUAUUUUUAACCCGAUUCUGCCUUUUUUCGUGCGUGCAGGUGCUCCUUCACGCAGCACUUUUCGGGGUAGCGACAUUCCCGCGCUGAGGCCGUGUUCUCUACCAGAACGGUGGUUGUGGGCCGCAGCUUUUUGUAGGCUUCGCUGCUUUCCGCUGCAAGGUUUCCAAAACUGGAGGGAGAAUUCCCCUGGCAUCAGUGACCCACUGAGGCAGCCUUCAAGCUCAGAAUGGAGCUGGCGAGCAGGCAGGAUCCCCACCUCCGAGAGGUCGUGCGGUUUGCAGUGUGCUGCAGAGCCCUGACACUUCUGCUGCAGGCUCUGUUUAACCUCCUGAUCCCAGAUCACGCUGCGGACGCCUUCUGUCCCCCUCGCCUCUCUGAGCCUGGCCUGUGGGACCUGCUCCUGGAGCAGCUGCUGGGAGGCCUCUCGCACUGGGACGCAGAGCACUUCCUCUUCAUCGCCGAGCGUGGUUACCUGUACGAGCACAACUGCGCCUUCUUCCCGCUGUACCCCCUGAGCGUGCGUGCUGUGGCCGAGGGCGCUCUGUGGCCCUUGCAGCGGCUGCUGCGUUUGCGGAGCUGCCUCCUGCUAUCCGCCGUACUUCUUAAUUCUCUCUUUUCUGUCCUGGCAGCCGCUGCCCUGUAUAAGCUGGGCUGCGUCGUGCUGCAGUGUCGCAGGGUGGCUUUCCUUGCUGCCGUUCUCUUCUCUAUCAGCCCUGCCAAUGUAUUUAUGGCAGCUGCUUACUCAGAGAGCAUGUUUGCCUUCCUGGCAUUCAGUGCCAUGUGGCAACUGGAGAAGGGGCAGAGCUGGCUCAGUGGACUGCUCUUCUCCCUUGCUUCUGGGGUGCGUGCCAACGGGCUUAUUAAUGCUGGCUUCUUUCUCUACUCCCGCAGUAAAUGCUUUGCCCUCCAGCUCCAGGUGGGUUUGGGAUCAGGAAGGAAGCUCCCUCUGUUGUGGAAGCAAGUCCUUAGCUUGGCAUCUUCAGCAGUUCUGAUGUGUGCUGGGAUUUUUCUACCUUUUGCUUUAUUUCAGUAUUAUGCCUACGUGAAGUUCUGUGGCCCUGGCACCGGCCUGGAGCAGGCUGUUCCCAAGCCGCUGCUGCAGCUGGCUCUGGACAAGGGCUAUCGUCUGGCGGCCAUGAACGGGGUUAAACCCCCUUGGUGCUCCCAGCAGUUCCCUGUGAUCUAUUCCUAUAUUCAAGACGCUUACUGGAAUGUGGGCUUUCUAAGGUAUUUUGAGCUCAGGCAGAUACCAAAUUUCUUGCUUGCUUUGCCUGUCACGCUUCUGGGCUCAUGGGCUGCCUGGACCUACAUCAUUGCAAACCCCUGGCACUGCAUAACUCUUGGUCUAGAGAGAAGAAAGAGUGAAGACGAGGGUAAACCAAGAGCUGGAUUUUGCUGCCCCGCUGUCUUCGUGUAUGUGGUCCAUGCCACAGUCCUUCUGGCGUUUGGAUUCUUCUGCGUGCAUGUGCAGGUGCUGACCCGGUUCCUUGGCUCCUCCUCUCCCAUCCUGUACUGGUUCUCUGCUCACCUGCUUCAGGAAUACGAACCUUUGCUCUGGAGCGAAGGGACUGAUAAUCGAACCGUGGCACCUCGCACUGAGAAGUCAAUUCUCAGUAAAUCUCCCGGUUCCUGUGGGAAGAGGACUCCUGGAAACCCUGUUGUGAGGCUGCUGCUGAACUGUAGAUUAAUUACCCCCCUCAGCAAAUGCAUUCUUGGAUUUUUCCUGUCCUACUGGCUGCUGGGGCUGAUUCUGCACUGCAACUUCUUGCCGUGGACAUAGCGGGGGUGUGUAUUGGUACAGGCGGGUCGUGGGGCAGGAGCGUGGGUCGGAAUUGAAACUCACUGUUUCUAUAAAACCUGAUAUGCAUGUAA